Messenger RNA from Leptonychotes weddellii (Weddell seal), 2448 nucleotides. The record is from RefSeq and is a predicted model, not a curated record. Lineage: Eukaryota; Metazoa; Chordata; Mammalia; Carnivora; Phocidae.
GCCGGGCUCUUCCUGAAAGCUCUACGGCAGAAUCGUACCUUGCACCUUACAGCUGCCUCAGCGUCCUCUGGCCGCCCCUAAAAAUGCACUGCAGGGACUGUGCCCUGGUGACCAGCUCCGGGCACCUGCUGCGCAGCUGGCAAGGCCCCCAGAUCGACCAGACCGAGUGCGUCAUCCGCAUGAAUGACGCCCCGACGCGCGGCUACGGGCACGACGUGGGCAAUCGCACCAGCCUGAGGGUCAUCGCGCAUUCCAGCAUCCAGAGGAUCCUCCGCAACCGCCACGACCUGCUCAACGUGAGCCAGGGCACCGUGUUCAUCUUCUGGGGCCCCAGCAGCUACAUGCGCAGGGACGGCAAGGGCCAGGUCUACAACAACCUGCAACUCCUGAGCCAGGUGCUGCCGCGGCUGAAGGCCUUCAUGACCACGCGCCACAAGAUGCUGCAGUUCGAUGAGCUCUUCAAGCAGGAGACUGGCAAAGACAGGAAGAUCUCUAACACUUGGCUCAGCACUGGCUGGUUCACCAUGACAAUUGCGCUGGAGCUCUGUGACAGGAUCAAUGUUUAUGGCAUGGUGCCCCCAGACUUCUGCAGGGAUCCCAAUCACCCUUCAGUACCUUAUCACUAUUAUGAACCGUUUGGACCUGAUGAAUGUACAAUGUACCUCUCGCACGAGCGAGGACGGAAGGGCAGUCAUCAUCGCUUCAUCACGGAGAAACGCGUCUUUAAGAACUGGGCACGGACAUUCAACAUUCACUUUUUUCAACCAGACUGGAAACCAGAAUCACUUGCUCUAAAGUCUCCGGAGAAUAAACCUGGGUUCUGAGCAAUGAGGGUGCCAGAUCAAAAUCCCAAGUACCUACGGUAUCAGACGCCGGGGCACUGAACUUCCGGAGCCAGCAGACACAAAAGAGGGACAGAACCGGGAGAGGACACUCAAUAAGCAGCAUGUACAGAUGCCUCGGAGGCGUGACUCCCAAACGGUGCAGUUGGUCUGUAAGGAGAAAAAUGCCAGAAUUAAUAGGUCCUCCUGAGUGUCAUCCCUUGCAAAAGGGGUUACCUUAAGAGCGAAACACCCAUGUCAGGUGAUGCUGCCGUGGCUAAAAAACAGUCUGGAUCUCUUUAUUGCCUUCAAAACUGAAACACGAGCAACUCAACCAUGUUAGUUGUGCUCCUUUAUAGAAAUGCCACAUCGAAGGACGUUUUUCUAUCAAGUUGUUGUAUCCUAACCUGAUCUAUAAUCUUUGUCAUCUAUUGGGCUCUGUAUGUGUGAUUUGUAAAAAGCAGUCUGAAAGUAUGGACAUGAUUUCUGAAGAGCACAUCUCCACUGACUUUCAUAAAGCAAAUGCCCAAUAUUUAUUUAUUAAGAGUUUUUUAGUGUAACUCUAGGCCAGUAUUUUUAUAGAUGAUGAUUAUGUGGUAAUUUAUCCUUCUUAACUCUUUUAACACUGAGUGAUGGUUGGAAGACAACUAGAAUGGGGCUGGUGAGUGACUGGGUUCACGACGCUCAUUGUUAGCAUGCGGUUGGCUUGGAAAUGUCAUGUUGUGUUUUUUGAACCCUUAGGCUUCAAGAAGAGCUAUGACAUUUUCUAACGUAAAGAAAUGCUCCAAAUGACAAAACUGAAAACCAAAAACUGUGUUAUUAUAACAAAAAGAUACUAACAAAAGAAACUUAAAGAUAGUUGUCUUUAGUGAUAGUUGGUGUAGGUUACUUGGCAUAAACCCUAGUUUUCUCGUCUUAGAAUGAUGUCCCUGUACCAGAUGACUGCCUAAGUUUCCUUCCAAAUCUAAAAUUCUGUAAGCCUCUCAUUGACCCAUUUGAGGACCUUGCACUCGGAAUGAUGUGGUUUCUACGUAGCAAAAGCCUGAUUUUAGGGGGUCUUUUUAUUCUACCAUCUAUCUCCCUCUGUGGUUAAGAACAUAGCUUCCUCACUGGUCCCCAUUGGCUACUGUCUACCCCAUGCUUCUCUGUGUUUUUUGCACCUAAAAAGGUGGGGGUGAGGGGGCAAAAAAAAAAAAAAAAACUAAGAGAGAACCUCUGUGGUAUUCCCUGACUAUAGGAGCAAGGAACAGCCUUUCUCUGAGUCUAUGAGAAGGAGAAGAGAACACAAGGAGAUUCCCUAUCAUAUGACUUAUUUAUCCUGUGAACUAUUCAGAUUCACUCCUUGCAAGUCACAGCCAUUCCCUGGUCUGGAGGAGUCUGAAGGACUUAUUUUAUUCAGAGCCAAGAUAGCAGUAUGAAGGACCUUCAUUUAAGCAAGUGAAAUUCUUCAAAAAUAGUCUUUUUUUAAAAAAAAUAUACCAGUGUUUUUUUUCCCACAUGACUUAGAAGGCAUGCAUUUUUUUUUCCAAUGCCAAAUUCGAAGGCACCAGCAAGUAUUACGUAUGGAGACUGACAUUGUUUUACAGAACAUGACCUAACCUGUGAUUAAAGGUUUUUCACAUUGCCA